Messenger RNA from Salmo salar (Atlantic salmon), 2691 nucleotides. RefSeq lists its product as uncharacterized. NCBI's taxonomy places the organism in Eukaryota, Metazoa, Chordata, Actinopteri, Salmoniformes, Salmonidae. The record is from RefSeq and is a predicted model, not a curated record.
GAAAGAAAACGAAACAACGCCACCUGUUGGAGAAGAUAGAUUUUAGCCCUGUUAUCCCUCGCCCCUAACCUCUUCCUCUCUGCUGGAAAUUAAUACCUAGGGACAGUAAGUACUUCUUGUUGCAGUCCGAGUUGCGACACCGCUGAGUUGAACUGGCAGUUGCAGUUGGCAGUCCAAACUUCAUAGGUCACAAUGGAGAGCGUCGAAAGUGCAGCCAACAUGGAAUUGUCAACAACCUUUUCCCAGGUUGUAUUUCAGGAAAUCCCCCACUCCUACACGCCAAAUACUGCCGUGACUUGCUGCUACACUCUGACAGCAGCCAUUCAACAGAACCCCAGAGACUGGGUGGGGAUAUUUAAGGUGGGCUGGAGCACCACAAAGGAUUAUUACACAUUUGUGUGGAUAGAACCAUCAUUGGAUCUGAUAAAACAGGAUGCAAACAGAAAACAAGUGCUUUUUAGUGCAUACUACUUGCCAAAAGAUGAGGCAGAGUUCUAUCAGUUCUGCUAUAUUGAUAGCAACGGCCAAGUGAGAGGAGCCAGCACCCCAUUCUGCUUUAAAACCUCAGGGGAACAAAGCACAGACGGCAGCCUGGAAAACGACCUCUUGGUCAUCACAACACAGGAAAAGGUAGAGCAACGUGAGAGGGAGAAAGACGAGAUGGUCAUGGAGUUGGGGCAACUGAAAGAGCAAAAUGAGAUUUUGAGAGGAGUCCUGAAGGAGCAACAGCAAGAGAUUGAUUGCCUCAAGUUGUCUAACGACGAACUAUACAAGGCAGACAGGAACCUGGAGAAGCAGCAGCAGAAGUCAAGAGAGCAUGAACAACUGACACAGAAAGCUAAAUCAAUGGAAGACUCACACAAAGCACAGGAGGAACAGGUGGUGAAAAGUGAGAGGGUGAUAGAAGAGCUGGUCAUGGAGUUGGGGCAACUGAAAGAGCAAAAUGAGACUCUGACACGUGCCCUAAAGGAGCAACAUCAAGAGGUUGACCGCCUCAAGGAAUCCAAAGAGGAACUUGCACAGGUAGUGAGCAAACUGGAGCAACAGCAACAGAAUGCUAGAGAGCAUGAAGAACUGACACAGAAUGCCAAAUCAAUGGAUGAAUCACACACGGGACAGGAGUCUCUGACUCCUAUUUGUGAGAAAUAUGAACAAGCAUUGAGCAAGAUCAAACAGCUGAAGAAGGAGCGAGAGGAGUUGAAAGGAAAGGUUGAGGUUCAAAGUGUGGAGAUUGCACAGCUGAGCCCAAGGCUCAGAGAUUCUGAGCAGGAGUCUUACAGACUGAAGGAUCACAUUCAGCUUCUACAGGUGGAUCUCCAGAGCAGUGAGAAAGAGAAGGAGAAGCUUUCUGUGGAGCUGCGCAAACUGCGUGGUCUCACACAUGACCUGGAUGACUUGAAGACUGAGAACAAGGCCUUACACAGAAGCCUGUCAGAGCAGGGGCACCAGCCACAGCAGGAGAUGGCGGACAGUGAUUUGAAGGUGCAAUACCAAGCUCUUCUUGGCCAGCUGCAGGAGGCUCGGACACAGUUGCAAAAGGAGCUGCAGGCUUCCAACAACAUACGCAGACGUGCAGAGCAAUUAGAGGGGGAACUGGUGAAGGUCAAUGAGUGCACGAAUCUCAUAGCCAUGAGGUCUACACAGGCGGAGCAGAAAAGCUGCAAACUAGAGAUGCAACUUUUAGAGUUCCACAGAGUCAUUGAGGAGAAAGAAAGCAUGGCAGAGAUCGCUAAAGUAGAGAAAGAGGAGUUGUUCAGAGAAAAUCAGGAUCUCAAAAGAAAUGUUGAGAGACUUCGCAAGGAGUUUGCUGACAUCCAGGCUGCUCCAGUGUCCAUGCAGCAUCCCAACCCUUAUGGCUCUUCAACUGACCCCACCCCCACUGAGGAGCAGCAGCAAGAUACACUGGCUGCCUUUCUCCACUUUGGGAACCCUUAUGAGACCCCAGGCCCUGCGACAAACGUGGACGUGUUGUCCUUGACAUGUCGUCACUGCCAUGAGUGCUUCCCUGGCAUCACCCCGAAUGAGCUGGAGCUGCAUGAGGAGAGCCACAGAGUGUGCCCCUUUUGCACCCUCAUCUGUGACGGAAUGGAGCAGACCAAGUAUGAAGAACACGUCUACAGCCAUGAGUUGUAGGGAAGCCACAUCCUCACAACCCAGAGAGUUGACUACUCGUUAAAGAAAGCUGAUACCGUACUAAUUAUAUUUCUAAGAGGUGGGUGGGUGGGACAAAUAAACACAGACUAACAACCUAUCCACGACAUUGUAAGACAAACAUUUAUAGUCCCCUGUUUAUUACUGUUCUCUGACCUGGUAAAAUAAGGGUAGUGAAUUUAAUGUCUGGGAAAUCUGUAUCUAAUUGAAUUUGCCUGAAUUGAUCAUAUUGUUUUAGACACUUUGAUGGCUAGGGUUAGGGUUGACUGUUUAUUCUUAAUUUGCCUCCAUCGCUGAUGGAUUGCUAUUUAAUCGUUUCCUAUGUUUACUCUAGUGCUAUUAUUUCUUCUGAACUACUGUAUGUUUACUUGGGCUAACUUCACUAUAUGGAUUUUCCCCUUGAACCUGCCGCUAAAAUGUAAAUGAUGUGUUGCAUAAUAAAGUCAAAUGAUUAUUGGUCAAAUGAUGUCUCUGAUAAUGUAAGGGUUGAAAUGAGAUUCAUGUGGGAUGUUCAAGCAACAAAUAAAAGUUCUCUUCACA